This is a messenger RNA of Zalophus californianus (California sea lion), 819 nucleotides long. Its product is annotated as rab-like protein 2B. The transcript has a single exon. Bases 59 to 760 code for a protein of 233 amino acids. Gene Ontology annotation, molecular function: GTP binding; GTPase activity. The record is from RefSeq and is a predicted model, not a curated record. Gene Ontology annotation, cellular component: endosome; Golgi apparatus. NCBI's taxonomy places the organism in Eukaryota, Metazoa, Chordata, Mammalia, Carnivora, Otariidae.
GGACAGUGACAAGACCCCACAUGCAUACACCUACCCCGGGCUGAACGGCCAAGAGCCAAUGGCCAGCGACAAACCCAAACCCUGUGAGCUCAACCAAGAGAAAUACGAUGCUGAUGACAACGUGAAGAUCAUCUGCCUAGGGGACAGCGCUGUGGGCAAGUCCAAACUUAUGGAGAGGUUUCUCAUGGACGGAUUGUAUCCUUCAAGGUUUGUGGUGUUCUGUGUUCCUGUGGUCCUUCCCCCCUCAUGCCAACUCAACCUCACUGUUCACCCCUUCAUUCCAGUGGUCCAGGGAGGAGGGAUAGACUUUUGGGACACAGCAGCCCAGGAGCGGUUCCAGAGCAUGCAUGCCUCCUACUACCACAAGGCCCACGCUUGCAUCAUGGUGUUUGAUGUGCAGAGGAAAGUAACCUACAAGAACCUGAGCACUUGGUAUACAGAGAUUCGGGAGUUCAGGCCAGAGAUCCCAUGCAUCGUGGUGGCCAAUAAAAUUGAUGCAGACAUAAAGAUGACCCAAAAGAGCUUCAAUUUUGCCAGGAAGUUCUCCCUUCCCCUGUACUUUGUCUCAGCGGCUGAUGGUACCAAUGUCGUGAAGCUCUUCAAUGAUGCGAUUCGAUUAGCUGUGUCUGACAAACACAACUCCCGGGACUUCACGGAUGAGGUUUUGCAGGAGCUUGAGAACUUUGAUUUGGAGCAGAAGGAGGAGGAAGUGCCAGACCGAGUGCAGCGUGGCAACAUCGAGAGCCCCUCCCCUUCCUGAGUCAGAGAAGGAAGCCUCUCUCCUCGUGGACUUUGGGAAGGGGGGUGGUAUCUUUCAGA